AUUAUAUACAAUAUAAUUAUAUACAAUAUUAAAUAGAAAAAGUAAUUAUUUGGAUUAACAAAAUUUAUUUAUGUGUUCACAUUAAUUUAAUUAUAUAUGUAAUAGUUACUGUUUAAUUAUUUAAUAUAUAUUUAUUAUAUAUAAAUAUGUGAAAAAAAUAUAAUACAUAAAAAUAAUAUAUAUAAUGUUCGUCUCGCGCAAGACUCGGAUAUUAACCUAGUACAAACUAUAAAACAAACACGUUUGAAUACACAUUUAAAUGCUGUAUUUAGAUAUUGUACGUCGAUGGUACAUCCAAAUAUAAUAGCAAAUAUGACAUAUGUGUAUUGGAAAGCUGAACCAAAACAUGAUUUGGAGAAAUGAAGGAAAUGCAGUACCAUUGAGUUAGGAUUCUUUUAGGCUUCGGACCAUAUUCCCUUCAGUUUAACACAUGAAACACAAUUUAAUCCGCAUAGAUUUCAGAAAAUAUGAAAUUAUUUGUGAAAAAUAAAUUAAACUAUAGAUGAAAAUUUGGGUAAAAUUUGUAAGUUUGGGUGGUUAAAUGAUCAAAUUAAGAGUUUGGAGGAAAAUAGACUGAGAAUUAAAAGUUGAGAGGUUUAAGUCUAAAUCUGAGGUGAAUAAGAACAAAAAAAAAAGAAAGAAAGAAAUAAUCACCAAAGUUGCGAUUAGAAAAGCCCUAGUGUCGGUUUCAUAAUCUCUCUGGACGAGUUUGCUAGCAAUUAGGUGAGAUCGGAAAAAUGUACGAUGUUAUGCUGGAUGAGGCCAAGCUAUGGCUGGAUGAACGGAAGGUGGAAUCGUCUUCUCCGCCUGCACCACCAGUAAAAGAAGAUUCUGGCUACGACUACUAUUAUUCUUCAGCCGACGACGAGAUGGAUCCGGUGGAAAAGGCCAAGUAUCUUCAGCAAGUUAGGGAUUCUGAUGGUUUCGACGUUGAUUUUUUCUAUCAUCCAUUUGGUGGGAUAAUGCCCUGUGGAUGUAAUGACUCCGACACACCCUUGGCUAAGCUGUUACAAUAUGGGACAAAUUUACAAUUCAGGAGUGUAGAGAAAGUUAACGCAGAAGCAGUUUCAUUUGUCAAUUACUAUAUUACUUUGGAGGCCGUGGAUCCAGACAACAACAAUUCACUUCUGUCUUCUUUUGAAUAUGAGUUAAUCAUUUUAGAGAAACGUUACAGAAGCAGAACGUUACCCAUGGCUAUGGGACCAGAUGCUGUAGAUGAAUUCUACACAGGUAAGAUGCCCAAUUGGCUACAGGAUGAUGAUGAUGCACUUAUCGGAGUUAAUAAGCUUCAGUUCCAUGUGGUGAAGGACUCAGAACUGCAGGAUAACGAAUGGCUUAAUCUUUACGCUGAAAUUGCAUUGUCCUCAGAGCGGCCCGACAUGGAAACUUAUUUGCCGUUGGAGGUGAAGAAAGUAGUGGUGCGUACAAAGGAAGAUGUGGAGCCGAGUAUGAAGCUGAAGUCGAGUAAUGCAAUCUUCUACACGAUUUUCAAAACCCACAGGGGUCAUGAGUGCAAAGCUAUAAUAAGGCAAACAAUGGAUGGUAUACAAGGGCACAUGUGCCUUGAAGUUACAUGCAUGUUGGGAAAGUAGUGUGAUGCUGAGAUCUAGAAAGAGAUGUUGUCAUCCUCUCCUGUUUUUAAUGUAUUUGAUCUUUUCAUAUUUAAGUUACUAUUAUUGUGUAUGACUAAAGCAGCUAACUUAGCUAAAAUAUAUACUAACUUAUUUGAUACAAAUUUGUUUCAAAUUUAUAUGUCAUAUAUAUUUAUACUAUGAUGAUAUAUUGAAGUCGUUGAUAUACGUACUUAAUAGAACAUGAAAUAUUGAGAAAGAAUAACACGUAUACAAUUCUCAAUCCAUGGAUCAAUCUCGAUGGCAGUGACUUGAGAUUCGUUGGGAAGUUGAUUAUAAAGAGUUUUAUCCUUCGCCCGUUCUUGAGAUUCAUUUGGGUUCGAACAUGUCUUCAAUAAACUUAAUCUUUGAAUAUAUAUAUAUAUAUAUAUGCAUAUGCUGCAAAUGAUAGUAGAAAGUUUUUUAUGUACAGAUCAAUGCAUUUGUGGCAUAUAAGCCUAGAACGAAUAAUGAUUAAACAAGGACAUAUAUUGAAAGUCAUGUAUCAAAAUCGUUAGAACUUUCGAUAGUCAUCAACGUGGGCUAUAUGCUGAAGACAAUGUAGAUGUGUAUCUCCUGUGUUAUUGUGUUCUAUUUGCCAAAGUGCAUGCCGGAAAGGAAUCUUGAUUGUACGUGUGAGUUAAACGCCGGAGUAGAAUAUUUAAAAGCAUUCAAUAAGUUCAGUAUUUAAUGUUUCACUUGAGUUCAUCUUGUCGAAAUAGGAGUACUAUUUUCGUCUUCUAAGACUAGGUCGGACUUUUUUGGGUUCGCAUGAUUCGUCAAUGUUUUUGAGUGAUCUCCUGUUAACCAGCUUGAGAUGUAUAUUUGGCACUGAUGAUAUUUCUAAGGGAAUUUUUUUUUGACUAAUAUUUCUAAGGGUUCUUCUAUCAUUUGAUAGUGUUCUGGAUUUACAUACCCCAUAAAGUUGUUUGUGUUGGUUAAUGCCCAUAAGCUUUUUACAUACUGUUGCCAAAUAUAAAGAAGUUUACAGGUUGACAAGUCCAAGUGGACGUGAAUUUUGGUGACUAUAAUAGUAAAUGGUGUUUUACGACUUAUGAGUAAAACAAUCUAUUCAAUGUUCAUAACUAAAGUCCCGAUGGUUAAUCAAUAUGAAUACAUUUCGUAAUUAAUACUACGUUAAAAAGUUUAUGCUGAAUCAGUGCAAGUUAAGUCACGUAUUUGGUGUAUGUACCAGGUAGUUGAGUAGAUAUAACUAUAACAUCGGUACUAAACAGAAUUUGCAUGUUAUUAUAUUAAAUUUUUGAAAACAACAUGAAGUCUCUAUAAUGUGAUACUCGAGUAUGUUCUUGUUUCAAUGAAGAAGGCGGCUACAAAACAAAUAGGAUGAUAUUGAUAAAUGGAAUGUCUCCCAAACCAAGAAAAUAAAGAAGACUAGUUUUGUCCACGAAGUUGUAACUUAACCAUAAGAAAAUGUGGAGACAAGCUGUGAUUUAUGCUUUAUGGCAUGAGAGAAAUGUAAGAAGAGUGGGGGAUCUUUUUCAGCCCGCGAAUUGUUUGAUUGCAAGAUUAAUUAAGCUGGUUAAAAACAGAGUCACGUCUUUGAGAAGAAGAUCAAAUGGGAAGUAUGAGAAGGUUAUGGAAAUGUGGUUUGAAAAAAAACAAUUUAAGUCCAUUUAGAUUAUGAGUAAUACUUUUUUUUUUUUUGAAAAAAUGAUUAUGAGUAAUACUUUGUAGAAAAGAAGCAGAAACUUUUCUGUAAUUAAAAUUUUUUAGAUGAAUAAAAUUUUAACAUUCUUUCAAAAAAAAAUGUGGAGCUAAACAAUUUUAAUAUUGGAUGGAUACUCCAUGAGAUCUGUAGUGCGAUCCAGAAGAAGGUUGAGAAUUGAGAUAGUUGUUAA
Molecule: messenger RNA, 3469 nt
Organism: Brassica rapa (field mustard)
Lineage: Eukaryota; Viridiplantae; Streptophyta; Magnoliopsida; Brassicales; Brassicaceae
Product: UPF0725 protein At2g20620
Source: RefSeq, a predicted model, not a curated record